Molecule: messenger RNA, 7488 nt
Organism: Caenorhabditis auriculariae
Lineage: Eukaryota; Metazoa; Nematoda; Chromadorea; Rhabditida; Rhabditidae
Source: the annotation of a GenBank genome assembly
AUGCUCGUCGUAGAGCCAACGGUGCCGGAUUUGGACGAAUCUCAGUUGUUAAGAGUUCCGGUUUGCGAUGAGAAUGAGCUACUCGACAAGAUGACCUAUAGAAAUGGGUGGAAAUUCUGAGAAUUAUUAUGAAACUUUAGAUUUUUAUAUUUAGAACCCGAGAAAUCAACCCGGAACAGUGGAUAGCAUGGGCCAGCGAGUGCAAAUACUUGCCCGAAGGCGAUGUCAUCGCCAUGUGCUCAAUGUAAGUUUCAUGGAACAUUCAGAAGGGUUUUAAAGGAGCAUGGAUAAGUUCCAUAAAGGUCUUGACGCGAAGGAGCGAUUUUCAGCCAUAAUUUAAGAGUUUUGCACAUUUUCCUAAACGAGUUCUACUAAGAAAAGUUUCAAAAUCGCAAAAUUCUUCCCAAAAAAUCGCAAUAACAUAGGCAAAGUCGGAAGGACCCUUUACAGACCCUUUGAGCGUCCAUUAUGGAUUAUUCAGUUUCCAUUAAUUGUUCCUAAACGGUUUCUUUUUACUGCCUUUUCCGUCCUUUCAUCGGCCUUUAUAUACCCGUUUUGGAACCUUUUGAAAAACACAAAAUUUGUCAAAUUGAAAAUAAUCUUCACCAAUAGCUGUAUGAAAUAAAAUGUUCUACAGUAAUAAUAUCGGAAAUUAUCAAUGGCCGAGGCUUUCAGGACUCUUUUUGCACUUUUUCUUCACCCUUUGUUGAGGCUUUUUAACCGCACCAAGAAUGAAAGGUCCGAUAAAAAACGGAACCCUUUUAGAGACAAUUUUGCAGUCACUCCCUCUUUUGCACCCGUUUUCCGCACUUCCGACUUUGACAGUUAGCACUAAGCUUCAAAUUUCGUCAUUUCCCAAAAAACCCACCUUGGGUCGAACUUGUCUUUUUUAUUAUUCCCGUCAUUUUUCUUUUUUGAUUUUUGAAAGCCUCAAAAAUUUGUUAUGAAUUGCAAUCAUCAUAAAAAAUUGGAGUUUUUCAUGGAAGUUUCAGUUUUGAAGUAAUUUUUUCCAGACUGAUCGACCGCCUCUCCUUGCUGCCGAAUAUUGUCCCCGUCGAAACGCCAGUCACAAUUUGCGGCGACAUCCACGGACAGUUCUACGACCUUUUAGAAUUAUUCAAGACAGGUUUGAAAUCCGAGAUUUUCACGAAAUCACUCAAAUUUUGGUUCAUUUCAUGUUUUCGGGCCGCACCCCGGGGUGGGAUCCAGCCGAAGUAUGCAUUUUAGGGAAAUUUGGAAAAUGGCAAGGAAAUGAUGGUUUUCUGUGCGAUAAUUUAAAGCUAUCAAGUUGAAAUAUAUCAUUCUUUUAUACAGGGUGAGUACUAAUUAUUCAAACACGUUUGAACUAGCGCAACUCCGAGGAAAAGUGAAUGAUCCGUACCAAAACUUUUCAUUGGCAAUUCUGGCAUGUACAUUCCGAAAUUCAUGAAACUAUUCCAAUUCCUAUCUUCAUUCAGCUCUGCUCUGGCUCGAAAAGUGUGUAGGACCCAAGCCCCAACGGCACGCGGUCAUUUUUCGAUGUUUAUAACUGGUAAAAAGUUAUCUGAACGUUCAUGUUCAAAUAAAUACACAAAAACUAAACUUUGGGUUUUUCGCAAUAUUUCUUAGAAAUUUCCAUCAAUGAGCGUUAACAAAAAUGAUAGGAGCACUCCCCGAAAAGAGCUAACAAAACCGUUUUUUCAUUUUCAAAAUCAUGCAAAACGGAAUUUUAUCUCUGCUCGAACUUCAUUUUUUUCUAAUUCAGUGUAGGACUACAUUGUACAAAAGCCCAAAGUCUCAGCUUUGAAAAAUAUAUAAUUGGGUCAAGGUUAGGCUGUUUUUAUUUGAGAGGGGGGCUGUAAUAUGCGAUUAAUCGUUGAUCUUAGACUUUUUCGCAUAUUUUGCAGUUCUAAAAAGAAAGUAAAUCUAGAGUAGCCUGAAACACAUUUAGAAUAAAGAGUAACGCUAGUAGUAUAAGACAAAAAUAAUUUGGGUUCCUAGAGUUGGCUCCCUUCUAAGAAAAAAAAUUGCCGUUGUUAGAGAUGAUGGUUAGCCGCGUGCCAAAAACCUGAUUUUUGGGCAACCGAUUGGUAGGUUCCAAUUUAUCAUGAUUUGAUCAAAAAACAAGAUAUUAGAAAAAUGUUAAGACUUCAAGUUCACGAAGGCGUAUAGACUCUAAAAAAUUAUGAGUGAGUUUUAUUUAUCAAGUAUGAUGGGUACGCCAGUCCUGAAACCGUUGUUUCAAUAUUUAGUGCUCACCCUGUAGUUACAGUAAAAUAAGCUUAUUUUUUGGUACAUUGAUUAUAUGUUUGUUAAGGAGGACCGAUGCCAAGCACAAAAUACGUUUUUAUGGGCGAUUAUGUCGACCGAGGCCACUACAGCUUGGAAACCGCCACGCUUCUUUUCGCCCUAUUGCUAAAGUGAUUAUAUAUUUUUUGCAUUUGUGAAUUAUCGUUUUCACCUUCUUUAAAUACGGGCAAAAUCCAAAAGGUCUCAAAAUGGACUUUCGAAUAAAAGGCCCCAAAGGCGCCUUUUUUAGACCUUUUUCUGAAAAGGACCUUCUAAGGAGGUAAAAACGUAGAAGGCGGAAAAAGGAGAUUCUGAGAAACUUUCUAAGAAUCCGACGAUUUAUUGCUUUUCUUGGCGAUAUAUAUUUUAACUGUGUUACUUAUAUUUUCCAGAUACCCCGACCAAAUCACCUUGUUACGAGGAAACCACGAGUCAAGAAGAAUUUCCAAUGUUUAUGGUUUUUAUGAAGAAUGCUCACAGAAGUACGGCCAUGGCAACGUUUAUAAGUGGUUCUGUAAGGUAAAAAUUGAUUUUUUUAAAAAGAAAUAGUUGAAAAUUCUCUGGUUUAAUCGAUUUUAAAGAGAGUUAUGGUGUUAGGAAUCAAAUUUUCGUAAAGUUUGUCGAUUUUCAAGGGCUAAAAAUGUUAUACAAACUCUUUUUUGGCAAUAUUUUGCGGGUCCAAAAAUCAAUUUCAUUCGUAACUUCAUAGGAAUCAAGUCUUAGUUUUUUUUUUCUUGGAAAUUAAGAAAAACUUUCGGUUAGUAAUGAUUUUUGAGCCAAAAAAAUUGUAAAUUUCGAUAUAUCAAUUGCCCAAAAAAAUUAUUUUUUUCUUAAUACUCGUCCGAACGGCUUGAAACCAGAUCAUAGAAAUACGCUAACAGUUGAAUGAUUCAUGUUUUGGAGUGUUGACACCUAGCUUAAUAUACUUUCAAAAGCCCUCAAAACAAUAUAAUAGUCCUAUCUAAUUUUUAUCUCAUCUUUAAAAGUCACUUCACAUCGAAAGUUACCCGCGGGGGAGUACGUACUUUUUCAAGGGGGGUACGUGAUGACGUCACAAAACGUUUUUGGUUAGCCCAUGUAUGUACGAAGAUCAGCGAAAUUUCCAACGGCUUUUUUUCUGUUUUAUUUUAAAAAUAAGUUAUUCACAAAAUUUACUUCAUCAUGAUCCCACUAUAUGAUAAAUAUGAUAAAAAAAGAUUGGAAAUACUUUGAAAAUAACAUGGAAGUUAUGACAUAAAAAUAGUAGGAAAGUUCUCUGAAGAUUUUUAAAAUUGGGUUUUUUGAAAAGAUUGAAAAUAAUUCAAUUAAAGUUUUUAAAUUUUAAAAAUUUUAUUAUUAUUUUCUAUUACUGUAGGUAUUCGACGUUCUGCCGAUAGGAGCCCUGAUCGACGACAAAACUCUAUGCGUGCACGGAGGCCUGUCGCCUGACGUCCUGACCAUCGACAGCAUGUUGACUCUGGACCGCGCCAUGGAAGUCCCGAGCAAGGUUUGGGAAAGUUCUUCGUUAGAAAUGUUCAAAGCGCAGACGGUUUUGAAAAGCGGUCGUUUGUUCGUUCAACCUUUAUUCAUCUUUUUUGUGUUACUCCUAAGCUUUUUGUAGUUUGAUGUUGUUGAUAAAGGUACUAGAGUGUCAUGAAAAUAUCAAAAAUGCGCUCUUGAUUGUUUUCAAGGCGCAGACGCUUUUAAAACGCGGUCAUUAGAUUUUUCAGUCUUCCAUCUUUUUUUUCAAAUUCUGCCCUUCUUUUAGUUUGAUACUGUUAAUGAAGGUACUGGAAUAUUAUGAAAUUAUCAAAAAUGCAUUUUUGAAUAUUUUCAAGGCGCAGACGGUUUUAAACCGCGGUCAUUUGUUUAUUCAGUCUUUAUCCAUCAUUUUGUUUUUAAAUAUUACGCUUCUUCAAGUUUGAUGUUGUUGAUGAAGGCACUGGAAUAUGAGGAAAGUAUCAAAAAAUGAACUUCUGAACAUUUUCAAAGCGCAGAGGGUUUUAAAAACGCAGCCAUAAGAUUACUCAGCCUUUAUCCAUUUUUUUUAGUUGCGGUUGUCGAAAAAUUAAGCUUACUUCUUGAGGAGUAUGACCAAAACUCCAUUUUAAGUCGAUUUUACAAGCUUCAGAGCCCUCGAAAUCGGCAGAAACUAUCGCAGGAAGCGAACCAGAAGCCUCUAGUUCCAGGAAGAAAAAAAACCAACCGUUUUCCAUUUUUGCAUUUUUCGAAACAGCGCUGAUCUAGUUAGUUUACGAGAAGAUACAUUUGAAAGAUAGUUCAUUUUCUCCCCAAAUAAGAAUUGAACUAUAAUUGACGGCUGUUCUUUAUUGAUUUUCUCAGGAAGAACCUUCAGGGACCACUUUGCGACAUAAUGUGGUCGGAUCCGGAUGAUGACAUUGAAGAGUGGCUGAUGAGCCAAAGAGGCGCUGGAUGGGUAAUUUUUAAUUCAGAAAAAAUGAAUGAAAAUUGAUAUUGUUGAAGAUUUUCGGAGCCAAAGUGACGGCGGAGUUCCUGCACACGAACGCCUUGAACAUGAUUUGCAGAUCGCAUCAAUUGGUCGACGAGGGAUUCAAAUAUAUGUUCGACGAACAGCUUUGUACUGUUUGGUCGGGUCGGUUUUUUGGAUGAUUUUUAAUUUUUAGUAGAGGAUAAAUCCCGAAAAUCUCUCGAAUUUUUGAAAAAAUAAGCUUUUCUCCCAAAUUCAUUCCGUGAAUAAUUUCAUGGUUUUUUUUUCUCCGAGCUACAGAAACCUUUCGGAAAUCUUCUCUUCGAUACGCCUUUAAUAAAACGGAAUGUAUAGGCUAAUGUAAAGGGGUAUGCAGAGAGCCAGGCAGCACACAUCGAAGGGAAGGGUUCUUUACUUUGAAAAAAUUAACAAGUUUAUACGGGCCGGGCUAUGAAGUAUUGCCUUGAAUAAUGUUUGAAAAAAGUUUUUGAUUGAUUAUUUUUAUUCAUGGUCUAACUGGUAAGUAAAGGAAAUUGUAAUAUUGUGUUGAAAAAUUCAACGUGAAAACGGUAAACUUAAUUCUGGAAUAGGCAAAAAAAAUCAUUUUAAAUCAAUGAGGAAUAUAGUCAAUGUUUCCCGACUUGAACAGCGAAGGAGGCGGGGCAAGAGGCGGGACGCGUAGCGUGUGCGCACGCGGUUCUUGGCACGAGUUCAAUUCAAUUGGCGCCGACUACUUAAAAAGCUCGGCAACCGCUCUUUUCCAAUGUUUUCUACAAUUUUUGAUGCACACAUGAACGUAAUCAAUAAAUAAUUGAAAACGGAAUGAAAAAAAAAGAGCGAAAAACGGGUUUUUUCAAAGAAUAGAUGGCGGUUGAAUUGAACUCGUGCCGAGAACCGCGUACGCACACGCUGCGCGUCCCGCCCCGCCUCCCUCGCCUUUCAAGUCGGGAAACAUUGACUAUAAAAGGCGAAAUUUUAGAAAAAACCUUCAGUUUUUGGAAAUUUCGUAUCUGUAGGACAUUAGAAGAAAGGGGAGGAAAAAGUGAGACUUUCGAGAAAACUGUAAAAUUUGCGAAUUUGAUCAAGAACCCGUUUUCUAUAAUAUAGUAAGAUUUCGAAUUUCGCUCAGGUUCCGCCCAUAAUUGCGCAAAACCCAAUCAGAGAGCGAGCCUCACACAGAGUGUAUACUUGGCAUUCAAAACCUGAACAGACUAUAUCUUUUAAUUCCUUUUUUCAAAAAGUGUCUAUUAUUGGAGUUUGCAGCCCCCAACUACUGCUACCGGUGCGGUAACGCGGCGGCGGUCCUGGAAAUCCGGGAAAACGACGAAAGGACCGUGAAAUAUUUCAACGCCGUCCCCGACACCAAUCGCGAGGUCCCGGCUCGCGUCGUCGCCCCAUAUUUUUCUGUAAAAAAAUCGAGAAAAAAAGAUAAUGAUAAUAAUGAUAAUGGUGGAGAAAAAACAUUCCUACAGAUCUCCUCCCCGAUUUUUUCCCAUUUUGCAUAAUAAUUGAUGCGAAAAUAUGAAAAGACGCAAAAAAGAAAACGCCAAGUAGUUGAUUCAUUGCUGUUGUGAAAAAAAAUAUGACGGUUUAAAAAUUUUUUAGCGCUGUGAUUAAAGGUACUGGAAAGUUGAGAAGUGAUAAAAAAGGGUAUUAAAACAUUUUCAAAGCGCAGACGGUUUUAAAAUGCGGUCAUUUAUUUAUUCAGCCUAAAUCUAUCAAUUUUGUGUUGGUCAUGUUGAAAAAUUAAGCUCAAGGCUCUUACUUCUUGGGAAAAAUGACCAAAACUUUGUUUUAUUCAAUUUUUCAAGCACCAAAGCCCCUGAAAAUGGCAAAAACUCUAGCAGGAAUCGAACUAGAGACCUCUAGAUCGACAAAAAAUCCUUUCUCUGCGACAUAUUUUUUUAAAAAGCCGCUGAUUCAAUGGAUUUAACAUUUUUUGACAUUUUUUCGUUAAUUUCAUUGAAUCAGCGACAAAAAAGCUAUAUAGAAAGAAUUUUUUCGUGGAUCUAGAGGUUUCUAGUUCGAUCCCUGCUAGGGUUUUUUGCCAUUUUUGAAGGCUUUGGUGCUUGAAAAAUAUAAUUAAACCAAUCUUUUGGUCACUUUUUCCCAAGAAAUAAGAACCCAAAGCUCAAUUUUUCAACAUGAUCAACACAAAAAUUGAUAGAUUUUGGCUGGAUAAAUAAAUGACCGCAUUUUAAAACCGUCUGCGCCUUGAAAAUGCUCGAAUGCCCUUUUUUAUUACUUUUCAAACAUUCCAGUAACUUUUUUUUUGCAGCAAAAUUGGAAGAAGCUUAGGAUUCAACGAAAAAUUGAUAAAUAAGGUCUGGGAAUAAAGAAUGGCCGCAUUUUAAAACCGUUCGCACCUUUCAAAUAUCUUGAAAAACCAUUUGAAAUACGGCUAUAACCUUUCAGUACCUUGCUUAAUAGAAAAAAACUGGAAGAAGCUUAGGAUUCAACGAAAAAUUGAUAAAUAAGGACUGGAAAAAAAUAAUGACCGUGUUUUAAAACCGUCCGCACCCUCCAAAUAUCUUGAAAAACCAUCUUAAAGACGGCUUUAACCUCUCAGUACCUUCCUUAACUGCAAAAAACUGGAAGAAGCUUAAGAUUCAACGAAAAAAUUGAUAAAUGGGCUUGAAAAAAGAAUGAUCGCAUUUCAAAACCGUCUGCGCCUUGAAAAUGUCCGAAUGCCCUUUUUGUAAAAUUUGCAGUACCUUUUUCUCACAGAAAAGUUGGAAGAAGCUCAGGAGUUAACGAAAAAAUUGAUAAAUAUGGACUGGAACAAAGAAUGA